Clonostachys rhizophaga is the source of this 1638-nucleotide messenger RNA. NCBI's taxonomy places the organism in Eukaryota, Fungi, Ascomycota, Sordariomycetes, Hypocreales, Bionectriaceae. The record is from the annotation of a GenBank genome assembly.
AUGACGCACGGGGGCUGUCUUCGUAAUGUCCCGACAAGAUUGAGUACCGAUUACGCUGACGAUGGCGUUUUCUUUUACGCGUCUAUCAAGACGGCAGACAUAGAGGUAUAUGGUCUGCUCUCUGCUGCCGCUCUUGGCCUCGUUUUUGCCGCCGCAACGUCUCUCAUCCAGCGAUAUAGACAAACCCCGUCUACCGGGCCGUCGCUGCCCCCAACCAUCAUGCUAGAAGCUACAUUAGCUGCAGACCGAUAUUCCUCCUCCAUAAUAUCCUCGGUCAUUCACUUCACGCUCCGUCGGUUGCACGCACUAUUCUCCAUCCACCACGAGAUCGUACACGACGUUUUCCAUAUCGAGAAGGUCUUCUUCAAGCAAAAUGAAGCGUUCGACAUCCACCCAAUAAGCACUUCGAUGCUACGACGAAUCUUUAGGUGCAACUUCAUAGGCAUUGUCCGAGAUGAAUGUAUUGAGGUAGUUGAUGGUUUCAUGAAAAUUGUCGCGCGAGAUUUUCUCAAUGCCGAAGUGUCUUCGCUGAUCAUUUUCUCAGAAAAUACUGAUCUACAAAAUCCUUGGGAACAACUCGCAUACACGAAAGUGCUACGCUUAGAUCCCACAUACCCAGGGCAUGUUGUGGAGGCCGAUCUCGAGAGCCUCUUGAGAGUACUCAGCUUCCACAUUUCCAUCCCACUAGUGUAUGGACACGACUAUCUUGAUCGGAAUCCAUUGGCGCUGUGGGAUUGGGACUGCUUUGGAGGGCAGACUGCGCUUCUCGCGCUUGGUGUUCCUACAUGGGUGCCAAUUCCCUCGUUCCGACGCCGCAUUGUAGCCAGAGACAGGCUGGUUGACUCCAUUUCUUCUGUUUACCGUCGUACGAGGCAAUAUCGCAACGGAGAGGCUGUUGACUACGGCGCCGACAUGCCUGAUGUGAGUGAAACUGCAUUGGACAGAUACCAGGUGUUCGAUCGCCACGGCCUUCCAGCUGAAAAUAUUGGCCACAUCGAGUUUUCUCUCCUCUGGGCACAAAAUCAAAACACACAGCAGUUGCUGUUUUGGUACAUAUUCUAUAUAUACUACGUUCCCGGCCUGCUAGAUUCUCUACGGCAAGAACUUGCGUCUUCUGGGGUCCUGUCAAUAUCGGCCGAUGACCCUCCUCGGAUAACCAGGCUGCACAUUGGUGUGCUGGGAAAGCAAUGCCCACUCCUGAAGUCAACCUUUCUUGAAUCGUUUUGGGUAACAGAGGAAUCGAUCAUGUUUCGGCGAGUAACGGAGAAGCUAACACUGGAUGACGGCAAAGACCAAUAUCAGCUACGCCUGGGAUCCUGGCUAUCCGACUCCACGGCCCUAACCAGGCACCAUUCUUGGAUCUACCCACGGCCUCUUGAGUUCCUCCCGGACAGAUUUGUAGAAGGAAGCACAGCGAGCUACAAGACUCUGAGACCAUGGGGCCUGGGCCUGACCAUGUGCAAAGGUCGCACCUUUACAGAGAAGAAAGUGUUGGCUGUCGCAGCUAGCAUGAUCGCAUUGUGGGACAUUGAGCAGGCUGUAGGGGAAUGGCAACACCCUAGCUUUCGAACUGGUGCCACUAUCUUGGAUCCCGCCUCAAAACUACGCGUACGUAUUAAGCGACGUACAUUAGACUAA